Molecule: messenger RNA, 786 nt
Organism: Prunus armeniaca (apricot)
Lineage: Eukaryota; Viridiplantae; Streptophyta; Magnoliopsida; Rosales; Rosaceae
Source: the annotation of a GenBank genome assembly
AUGAGAUCAUUAGGUUGUCACGAGUGCGUAGGAUUUUACGGAUCUCAAUUUGGAUGUCGUUUGACUAUCGAACGGAUUUCGCAUAUUGUGCGUUAUUCGGGUUCGAUAAGUUCUAACCGUUGGAUCGAAUUCGUGGAUCGUGAAUCGGAGCCCCGGAUGUUCCGAUUCAAUAAUUCGAAGUUUGUGGGAAUUAGCGAUAACCGUAGGAUGGGAAGCGAUUCCCAAACCUGGUAUUAUAUUAAUCAAGAGUUCGUAUCUCGAAAUAGGUACUUCGGUCGAUCGUUCGCAGCAGGCAGGACCCUCUCGGGGCCGGGCAGCGUGGGAUUACCUGUGAGUACCAUUCCCUGGUUACUAGGCUUCCCACACAUGGCGUUGGCAGUGCCGGUGUGGUGGGAAGGUCAUGAGAUUGCUGGUCCCAUACAUGGCGUUGGCAGUGCCGGACUUGAUAUGAGAUUUGUGAGCUACACGUGGCGUUGGCAGUGCCGGCGUGUGAGCUAUGGAGUUCCGUCCCCCGGUUGGACUACUCAUCCCUGGACGCGGGUUCUGGUUCGAAAAUCCUGCGUACCAGCCAACAAUCCCCCGGUUGGAUUGUCUUCCCCGAUUUUUGUGUGGGGUGCUGCUGGGUGGGAAAAACAGAGACGCAAAUUGUUCCAGAUUCCAGAUGGGAAGGAGUUGAGAUCAUUGUCAGAUACUUACAUCCAAAUUCACCAGAAUGAGCUGCACCCCCUUGCCAUAAACAAGACUCGCCUUGCAGUGUAUGAAGUGAAAGAACUAGCAUUUGUUUAG